AUUUUAUCAGCUGUUCAUAUCAAUAUCACGAUAUAUCUUGACACUUAUAAGUGGGCACAAACACCAUCUCUUCAAAAAUGGCUUUAACACUGUGGAAACAGUCAAGUCAUAGCGUUGGUGGUGGCAACUAUAUAAAAUGAAGACCGGUUUAUUAUGUCUCUGUAUAUUAAUAACAAUCUGCACAUCCGCGUCACAUCAAAGGCGCAAAUUUCCUGAAGAUUUCUUGUUUGGCGUAUCAACUGCCGCGUAUCAAAUCGAAGGCGCUUGGAAUGAAGAUGGAAAAGGCGAGAACAUUUGGGAUUAUGGAAUCCAUAACGGUGUAGGUAAUAUAGUGGACAUGUCAAAUGGUGAUGUCGCCGCGGAUUCCUACCACAACUAUGCUAGGGACAUCGAAAUGAUGAGGGAAUUGGGCAUAGAUGUAUACCGAUUCUCUUUAUCUUGGUCGAGAUUAUUGCCGAGUGGCUUUGCUGAUAACAUCAACGAAGCAGGAAUCGCUUACUACAACCGAUUAAUAGAUGAGUUACUAAAGUAUAACAUCACCCCCAUGGUCACUCUAUACCACUGGGAUCUGCCACAAAAACUUCAGGAAUUGGGUGGGUUCGCUAACCCUCUACUUGGGAACUGGUUUGAGGACUACGCUAGAGUAGUGUUCCGGUCUUUUGGAGACCGAGUUAAACUCUGGAUCACCUUUAACGAACCAAGGGAAAUAUGUCUGGAUGGUUAUGGCUCUGAUAAUAAGGCUCCGUUUUUGAAUGCUGCGGGUAUUGCGGACUAUAUCUGCGCUAAACACCUUGUGAUAGCUCAUGCCAAAGCGUACAGACUUUACGUAAAUGAGUUUAAGUCGACACAAAAGGGAAAAUGUGGCAUCACUUUCGGUGUAAGCUCGAUUUUGCCGCUUACUGAUUCAGAAGAAGACAGACUGGCAGUUGAACUUCGCAGACAGGGCGACUUGGGAAUAUACACAAAUCCAAUUUUCUCUAAAGAAGGAGGGUUCCCUAAAGAAUUCGCUGAAAGGGUUGCCAUGAAAAGCAGUGAACAGGGUUACCAACGUUCGCGUCUUCCUGAAUUUAGUGACAAGGAAAAAGAGUUUGUCCGAGGAACGAGUGAUUUCUUCGGUGUGAAUCAUUACGGUGGAUCGUUUCUGUCCGCUACUGAUGGCAUUGAUGACCGUGUCCCGUCACUCAACAAUGAUGCACCAGUUGCUUACCACACUCCUGAUGAUUGGCCGAAAUCCGUGUCCAGUUGGCUAAUGCAAAUGCCAAACAGUUUAAAUAUAACGCUCGCAAGAUUGCACGCGGAUUACAACAAUAUUGAAUUUUAUGUAACCGAAAAUGGUUGGUCGACUUACAAAGGUCUGAAUGAUGACGACAGGGUGCGCUACUUUAGAGCGGCGUGGGAAAGCGCUUUAGAUGCCAUCGAACACGGCGUCAAUCUCAAGGGAUAUAUGGCGUGGAGUCUCAUGGACAACUUCGAAUGGGCGCAGGGAUACAGCGAAAGGUUCGGGCUAUAUGAAGUAGAUUUCGAAGAUCCGGCACGAACGCGUACACCGAGGAAAUCCGCGUUCAUUUACAAGAAUUUAUUGAAAACACGUUAUGUAGACCACGAUUAUGAACCUGAAAAUUAUAUUAUGUCUAUCGAUGAGGGCCAUUAAGACUUUAUUGCAAUAACAGACGAGUGACGAUUUGACCUCAGCUGUACAAAGACUUCUUUAUGAGCGAUCAUCACCACAGGGUUCCUUUUUAAUAUUAUACUAAGGGCUAUUUUUUCUAAAAUCAAAUUCAAAUAAAUUAAAAUCAAUCAAAACAAAUCAAAAUCAUCAAAAUUUAUCCAAUAAACUAUAGCUUGACUUACUAUGAAAGUGAGACAAAAC
Molecule: messenger RNA, 1870 nt
Organism: Manduca sexta (tobacco hornworm)
Lineage: Eukaryota; Metazoa; Arthropoda; Insecta; Lepidoptera; Sphingidae
Product: myrosinase 1
Exons: 6
Coding region: 137-1651 (504 amino acids)
Biological process (GO): carbohydrate metabolic process
Molecular function (GO): beta-glucosidase activity
Source: RefSeq, a predicted model, not a curated record